AUGUGGGCGAAUAGCAGCGGUGCGACGCAACACAUCUGCCAUGACAAGAACAAGUUCAAACGCCCGGACGAGCGCAAUGAAGGCGAAGCGUUGGUCGCAGAUGAGAACAAGGAAAGGUCCCGCAAAACGGUGAAGAGCGCGAUAUCAAGAACGCGCUUUACGUCCCAAGAAUGA
This is a messenger RNA of Peronospora matthiolae, 174 nucleotides long. Lineage: Eukaryota; Oomycota; Peronosporomycetes; Peronosporales; Peronosporaceae. The record is from the annotation of a GenBank genome assembly.